Molecule: messenger RNA, 4795 nt
Organism: Anarrhichthys ocellatus (wolf-eel)
Lineage: Eukaryota; Metazoa; Chordata; Actinopteri; Perciformes; Anarhichadidae
Gene: ogg1
Product: 8-oxoguanine DNA glycosylase
Exons: 4
Coding region: 358-3495 (1045 amino acids)
Biological process (GO): base-excision repair; nucleotide-excision repair; base-excision repair, AP site formation
Cellular component (GO): nucleus
Molecular function (GO): 8-oxo-7,8-dihydroguanine DNA N-glycosylase activity; damaged DNA binding
Source: RefSeq, a predicted model, not a curated record
GGAGGAAGGGAGGGAAUGAGAGAGAGAGGGAGCGGUGUGUAGAGAGAUGGAGCGGUCGAAGGGGGCGUUCAUCUGCUCAGUAGCUCAUGGAUUCAGAGCUGGCAGCGGUAAAAGGCUGCUGAAGCUCUCUGUGCGUUGACAGAGGACCGUUUUCGGUUGAACGUACCUAAGCGGUCAACCUGGACUAACGCGGCACGUUUACCCGGACACGUCCUAGUCCCACCCGGUAUCUGCCGCAGAGGUCUCCAAUCGGAGCGGACCCCGCAGCAUCCCAGUUGAAGGAUGGUGUGACACACAGACAGACACACAGACAGCCAGAGGGACCAGUCACCGGCGCUCACCACUCAGAGCCAGACCAUGGCUCCCAUGUCUCUCCUAUUCCUGGGCUUCCUCCUCUCCUUCCUCCAUCCCACAGAUGCCCAGACCAUCAUUGGCUCCUCCUCCUCGUUCUCUCCUCUGGACCUGCCUUAUAAUUCAUCACCUCCACCUACCAAGCAGACCGCUAGAUUCUGGCCAUCUCUGCCUCCCAGAGGGCGUAGCGACGUGCCUAUCAGAGCUACAGUCCGAGACAGACAGACAACCACGAAUGCAGCGCUACAGGGGAGACGAGUGCCCCGUCCUACCGCACAGUCCACUCCUCCUUUUAUAUCCGCACUUUCAACGCAGAACCUAAGCAGUGGGCCAACUUUAGCUCAACCGACUGCCUCCAGGCCCAGGACUGAUACAGCUAGUUUAGCAAUCAGCAGGGCUUUUGUAACGGGAGAUGAUACAACAAAAGGUUCAACUCCUCCUCUGCCCACUUUUCCCUCCGCCGCCGUCGCUGAGUCUGCAGGUGAUGAGCCAGUGGCAGCAGGAAAACCAGAGGAGGGAUCUCUCAGAGAGACGGAGGAUGAUGAUUUGCUGGAGUUUGGAUCAGGUAGUGUUCCAACAGUGAUGCCCGUGAACGAGGAAUCACCCCUUCCUCUGUCAACAGUUUUUGAUGGAAUGGCUCAGUAUCAGCCACAGGCGCAGACGGCGAUAUCUAAAGUUCCUGAUGUAAAAACACCACCACCAGACAGUCCGACCACGAAGCCGCACCUGUUUGUGCUCACAACAGCCAGUAAAAUCCCCACCACGCCACAGACUGAGACCAGAGCCCCACCAUCCCCUGUAGCAACACGGGCGCCACCUCGGACUGUAGUAUCAACAGGUAAACUCACAGAGAACACUCCUUCCACCGUCAGAGAUACUUCUUCUUCUACUACAUCACCCAAACCCACUAUAAACUAUAAACAGCCACAGACUGCAGAACAGCCAGUCGCGACACAGCAAGCGACAACCACAUCUACAACCAGUACGCUUACUACUACACAGGAGGCCGUGAGAACAUCCUCCAGAACAACACGUCGACAAAACAAAACAGCUCAACUGGGAAGAAACACAGCCAGCACAACUGCACAGUCGUCAAGGACAGGGACCUCUUCCUUCCUUGCCACCGGUGUCGUACCUGUCGCCCAAACAAGAUUAAGCCCCACAUAUCAGGCUGGAAUUCCUCAGACAAACCGCUCCAUCAUCCUAGGACAUCCUCACCAAGCCCCCCACUCUACGUCUAAUCCAGCCCCCUCUCCCAGCGACCCUCCCUCCUCUAAAAGCACAUUCCUCUACUGGGGUGAUCUGAGUCGGACGCUGGCUUUUGCCUGGGAGCUCCAUGUCUACGGCUCAGCGAGUCUCUUCCUCCUCCUGUUUGCUGGAGCGGCCCUCAGCCUCACCCUGUCCCCUGGAGCAAACUGUCCUCAUCGGGGGGCUCUUGCACUCGCCAACGCUCUGCUGUUUCUGGCUGGAGGCCUUAGGGCAGCUCUCCUUCUAAUAGACCCCUAUGGCACUCGGAAGUUCCUUCCUCGCCCCGCGGUUACGGCUCUCUACAACUUGCCUCUGCACCUGCUGGUGUGGACACAGGCUGCCCUGGCACUACUGGCUUUGAGGGUGGCAGGAGUCAGCGUGUUGCCUUCCCCUCUGGAGCGUCCUCCUCUGGUGGCCGUGUUGGCUGUGUUGCAGUGUACGCUGCUGCUGGCGGCUGAUCUGCUUUCCCCGGCCCUGUCCCCCGUGGUGCCCGUCACCUUACAGGUCCUGUCCCUGUGCUGGGGCCUGGCUCUCUGUCUCGGCUUCCUCUGCUAUGUGUUUCCACGUAUACGUUGCCCUUCUGUUCCCCACCCUGGAGUCCCCGAGGAGGCCAGGAGGAAGGCUUGGACAGGGAGCAGGAGGAUCGGGGUGAUUCUGGCGAGAGUGCUGGCAGUGUGUGCGGUCCUGGGAGCGCUGUGUUGUGGGCUGCAUGUUCACGCCACCUUAUGGCUCUACGGACUGCUAGGAGACUGGACGAGCUUCAACUGGGGAUGGUGGCUGGUCCACUUCUGGGCCCGGCUCCUGGAGCUGGCCUGGGGGUUCUCCCUUCUACUCCUGGGUUCCUGGGUGUUCUGGAGGCCUCAAGGUUGCCGUGGAAGGGAGGAAGGUGGACCAGAUGGCAGAGCAGCAGGAGACCUGCCAUCCCCAGGGCAAUCUACAGGCUCCUCUCAAAGACACACCUGCUGGUCCAAGAUAGUCCAGAGCUUAAGGGGGAAGCCCUGUCGAAAGUCUGACAGUAAUGGGGUGGGAGGAGGGGGAGGAGGAGGAGGAGUAGGAGGAGGACCACCACCAGGGGAGGUGCCUAAUAACUGGGCUGGCCAGGAGCGUCCUGGAGCGGACAUCAGCAAGAGUCUGAUCAGGAACCAGAACCACGAGCUGGCUGGCGCCCAGCCACGCUGUGUCAAAGACAGCAACCGGGAACGAAACCACAGGGGCCACUCUGCAGAACGAGGCGUAUCUGACGGCUCCACAGGCUCCCUGCUGAGACUGCAGGCGCUGGGUCGGCCUCCGCAGCGCUCAGUGAGCGGCAGUCUGGAUCAGGAUAGGGACAUUUCCCUGUCUCUUUACGAGUUUGAUUUGCGGCCCCCGUCUCCCAUUGACCUGACCCGCAGCAUCGACGAGGCCCUGAACAGGGAGUACCUGCUCGGAGGAGUAAGCUUGUUUCAUCCUCUGAACCUGACCUCACAGACCCCUUCCCCGGGGUCAGGGGUCAGCCAGGGGCCUUGGCUCCGCAGGAACAGUGAUCCCCAGAUGCUCUCUGAGAGCAGCGAUGCCCCGACAGAGUCCUCCAUGCCACUGGGGGGCAGCAUUCUCAGCAGUGUUCCCAGCAGGCAGGUGACCGCUCCCCCUACUCCCUCCCACCAGGGUCACCGGUGGGCUGGGAACGAGGCGGGGAGCGUUCCCUCGUCAGUGUCCUGCCCUGUGUCACUGCGUCCCUCCAGGACAUCGACGGGGAAUCUGGGGGAGGAUGGCGUGGACGACACACGGCCCUUCAUCACCCCGGAAUCGGAGAGGGUGCGGGGGAGGGCUGGGAGGCCGGCGGGGUCACGGAGUUACCUGGAGGUCAGCCGACAUGACGACUCUGCCAGCGUCAGCAGUGAAAUCAUAGAUCUAUGAACCAAACCUUGGACAUGAAGACCAAUAACAUCAAACACACAUAUUUACCAAAUACUGUUCCUGACCAGGACUUCAACAAAAUUAAGAAAAAGAUGAGCAAUGAACUGCCUAAUAUUAAUUAUCUUUAAAAGAGAUAAGUAUUUCAAAGUUUCUCUCGGUGAAGAUCUUAAAGGUUAGUUGUCUUUUGUGGGUUUAACAACUGUGUUUCUUGAACAAAUUUGGCAUAACUUUUAGUCUGACGGUAAAGCUGGGAGAUAAAGCACAGAUACUUUCCAUCUCUUUCUCACACACACACACACACACACACACACACACACACGCCUGCAUAACACUGGCAUAACUCUUAAGCACACUGGGACCAAACAUACAUUUCAAGUCAACAACUCUCUAGAGAGCCCCUUGCUUGUGACGGGUGUGAAAGGUGCGACGACUUUAUGUCUGGAGUUUCAAUAAGUUUGAAGGGCAAAAAGACACAUGUGGCUCCAAGCGUCUGUAGCUCCCAUUUCCAUUAUUUCUGUGGAAAAAAACAAACUGCAUAUCAACCAAAUGUCAUUGCUUUCAUAGAGUUUAUUUGCUGUCUUCCAUAUUUCAAUAUGCUUUGUGAUGUAAAGAUGUGCCAUACAUAACCUCGGUUGGUUCUGUGCUGUUUUUACGGUUCUUUAAACCCAUUAUUUGGGUCAACUCUCGAUAGCGUCUUACCAGUAUCAUAGUGACUCAGCAACAGAUUACUACUUCUAAGCUCUUAACGUGCUGCUGCUGUUGUUGUCCAUGCUCCCUUGUAUGUUAACGUGAAGCUGGUUUGCAUAAAGAGGCAGGCAGUUGAAGACGGCCAGAGACAUGCGGACACUUGCUUGAAUGGGAAACUGUCGCCGAGGCUUUUAGCGGUGGCUGAACUUCACAGUGAGGUUCAAGCAUUCGUAUCAUCCUGAUGUUUCGCUGGAGGACAAAGCUUUUGCAUUCAAUAAUUAUGUACGAUUAUAGCCUCUUGACUGCAUUUUCACAGGAUCUGACUAAGAAUAUUAAAUCAUAAUCAGUUGCAUUGAACCAAUUCAGACUGUUUGAUAUGUUAACUAUUCAAAUGCUGCACAGCUUUGCACCACACGAGACUGGCUUGGCAUGAACCUCAGAUCUCUUAUAAUAGAACGAACUCAAUAACGGAGCACUUAACUGUAAGCCUGAGCACUAAACUGAAGUAUUUUACUACUCAAGAGAAAAAUAUCUUUCAAAUAUAUGAUGUAUAAGCAACAAUGUAAAUAACGUUAUUUUUGAUGUUCAUGAAUAAAGGUGUAUUUGAAACAUA